CGCUCUAAUUCCGUUGUACGUGUCGCACGCGACUUGAUUUGUCCAGGAAGUCCCACUGAGGCAAUUUCCUCUGCCUCACAGGGUGAUAGAAUACCCUGCCAUUGAAAUAUUUCACUUCUUCGCGCACUUUACCUAUCGCGUAUCUAUGGAGCUGUUUAUUGUGCCCAAGGUGCUACCCUGAAGGUUCUUCCGCGUGAGGGAAAAAGUGGGAGUACUUGGUGUUCGUCAAGUAUCAUCCCCCCUUUUCUACCGGUGGUGACCAAGGAACUUUCCACUUCAGAAAAUCUGCCCGAUUUUCACUAGCUCUCUGUUGCGCAAUUUGUUGGGGCGUGAAAUUUUCUGCCUGCCUCUUCCUCCUUCCUUUCACCAGGCGCGCUCACGAAGAAAAUCUAGUGCGAUUUUAAGUUUGGGAAAACGUCCGAGAAUCAAUAUAUCGAUUGCCCCAAGAGCACCCUGAACGAGGGGUUGUUGUUCACGCGGAAAAAAAAGAGGUGACCAAAUGACGAAGGAGUGGGAGCUUUGGGGGUUGAGCGCAGAAAAACGACAUUAUUAGAAAGUUAAAUACAAAACACAAUACACACUCAAAGGGUGGCCCUAGGAAAAGUAACAAUGAACUCGACAUCGUACACUUCGGGACCUCUUUCGUUCAGUUCCACCGCGCUUCCCAAGGAGGUUUUUGAUGUUCUGGAGCCUACGCAGAAAGAAAUUGUUGAUUACGCUAGGAAAAUUGGCAUCAAUCCAGAAAAGGAGCCACAUCUACUACCCAUUGCCCGUGACGGCCUCUUGCAGACCCUCCCAUACGACUGGCAACCGUGCUACAAUAAACAACGGAAGGCAUAUUAUUACUUUAAUGUGAUAACAAAGACAACUCAGUGGGAGCAUCCUCUGGACGUAAUCUACAAAGGUUUAGUGGAAAAAGCCCGUCGACAGGGCCUAACUGAUUUAUCCGAGGAUUCUGGCAUUCGAAGUCUGCAAGAAAAUGAGGAACCAGUGAAACCAAAGGAAGAACCUGUUGUAGAAGUACCGCCUGAAACGAUGGAACGGCAUUUAGCGCCGCUUUCCAAGCGUCCCAUGUGGGAACUUCAGCCACUACCUAAGAGACCACUGACUACAGGACAGCAAAUUGGUCUGGAAAUGCCCAAAACAAAACCUGAUCCUGUGAAACCUAUAACAGCUGAAAAACCUCCUGUAAAAGGAUUUACAUUGACAGGAACUGGAGCGAUUUUCCUAAAGUCCAAAAAAGUGGAAGGCUCAGAUUCGAGUGUAACAAAACCCAUUGACAUUGAGAAAACCAAGCCAAACUUCCUGGAUCAACAUGUUCCAACAACGAGUACCAGUGUCAAGGGAAUACUCCGGGAUUCAAGUCUCUCGGAUGUUAGACGUCCUCAGGGUCAGGAUAUAUCUCAUCAAUCAGAGAUUUCCGAUCGAAAGAGCGUCAAGUUCAAUUUAACUGAGACAGCAGCUCCGAGACAACUACCAGAAGUGUCCACAAGUGGAUCAUCUACGUCUUCAUCAGAGGAUUUAGCGGCUGGUGAAGCCGAAGAGGAUAAUUGGGAUUUUAAUAUGAGCGACGAAGGUGACGACGAUGGAGUCCGUCAAGUGACGGUACAGCCUGUGAAUCGUGUAACAGUAAUGAAACCCUCCCAGAAAACCCCCUCCGAUGAAGUACAAUCCCGUCCUUCUUCAAGUCGUCCUCCCUCCUUGGCACGUGCAUUCAGUAUUGCCGUACCAGAUGAUGCUAAAGACAAAGCAGGUCCCAGUGUUAAGCCCCUCUAUGAAGAAAGUGAUUCUGAGAGUGCAGCUAAUUCUGUUAAAAAUUCCAACUUUCCCCCACCAUUGAACGUAGAACCUGAUCCAUUGAUGAUGCAAGAGGAUCGUAGAUUGAUUGUUGACCAAAUGAUUGAAGAUCUUGACAAAUUUCGCAGUCACAUUGAACAGGAGAAACGUCUCGAAGAAGAGAAGAUACGACGGGAAAUGAAGAUGGAAUUGGAGGCCAUGAGAAAGGAAAUUGCUGAGAAAAAUCAAUCGGAAUUGAAUCUUUUUGAAUUGGAAUCCACAAAGGUGUCCAAUAGAAAAGAACUUGAAGAUCUAAUAGCCCAGGAGAAUCGUCGAUUUGCCUCGGAGAAGGAAGAGACGAUAAGGAAAUUGAAGAAGAAUCAUGAAGAUAGAUUGGAACAGUUGAUUCAUGAGCAGGAAGCCCAAUUUGAGGAGAUGCUGAAGAAAAAGAGGCGUGAUCUGGAGGAGAAUCACAGAGAACGGAUGACACGUGUGGAAAAUGACAUGGAUUCCCAGUUGAAGCAUUUGAGGGAAGAAAUUGAAGCGACUCAUCGCAAUGCCCUUGAAGAAUUUAGGGAGAAGCUGAAGAAUGAGUUUGAGGAGAGGAGAAAAAUCAUCAGUGCUGACCAUAAAGCUUCCGUGGAAACCCUACAGAAAAACCACAGUGAAAUUUUGCAAGAACUAGAGAGAGAUCUCAAAACUGAAGAGGAACUGCUGAAAAAAGAACACACCAUGAACCUUAAUCAGGCAAAAGCAAAGAUCUCCCAUGAGAUUGAGAUGGAGAAGCAGAGAAUGCGAGAAUCUGGUGAAGAUCGUCUGUAUGAAAAAAUCCGUUGUGAGAAGCGUCUUCUGGAAGAUAAGUACAGGUGCCUCAAGGAGAAGUACACCCGACUCAAGACAGACGUGAAACUCUCCCUGGAACGCCGAAAUAACCGUCGACGUGAGCAGCAACAGCAAAGUGUGACAACGACAACGGGAUCAGAAACUGAAAGAUCUAUUUCUAAUCGACAGCACAUGGGUCUGGUGGAUGUUUCGCCGGUGGGACGACCACCAACUGCCCCCCUGACACCGAAGUCUCAGCCAAAAUUUCGCGAUAGCAGCACCGAGACCAGAGAAAAGUCCCUCGAGCGACACCUGAGUGUGAAGGAGAGCAAAAAAUUUGGGGCAGCCACGAAGUAUCUCAAGCACAUCCAACAACAAAAUGAUGACACCACGUCGAUCAGCCAAAGUGACACCACAGUCAGCAAUCCACAUGGCAGACUGAGGAUUCCAGUUCCACUGGGUGACAAUGGCAAUUCAGAUUCAGAAGCCAUCAAUAGGAAUAACAACAAUCAGAAGGAUGGAACACCACUGAGGCAGAGGAAGAAGCUCUUUACACGCACAAAAUCUGCAUCGACAUCGCGUCUCAAUACAUCCAAGGGCGGCGGAGAUUGUGGACGUCCAUGUACUCCAGUGGAGAAUUUGCGGAGGCAAUUGCAGAAGCUGGAAGAUCUUGAGGAUCAAUUCCCUGACAGUUCUCUCGAUACAACCUACCAUUUGCGGUAUCCCUUCUCCGAUGUGGCCAAUAACUAUGCCAGCAUGAGUUCAGAGCUGGAAUUCUUCAAGCAUCGCAUCCACCUCGAGAGGGAUUCUGUGAGACGUGCCAAAGACUCCCUUAGGACACAAAGGACAAACUUUCGGGCACGACAGCGAGAGAUAAAAUUGAGACACAAGAGUGGAACAAAGCACACCAUCGAUCAUCUGAUUCAGGAGGAGAAAGAACUAACGGAGAUGGAAGUGAAUCUUCAUCGAACACGUGCCCUCUUGGGCGAAAAGGUCAUCCGGUUGAGACAUUUGGAACAGAGCCUACAGAGAGUCUGUGAGAAGGAAAAACCCAUUCUGAUGGAGCGACAGCAUCACAAUCCACGGGAUGAUGCUACACUCAGUGAUGUAUCAUCCUCUCAUUCUAGUUCUGGCUUCAGUAGCACAGACUUCAUCACCGACACCAAUCACCAUGGCGGCAGACAACAGAGAGAAUUGUACCAGGAAUCAUCGGAUAUUAUUCAGAGUCUCGAGCAUCUCAAUGCCGAAAUCAAGGAAAUCUGGGAGAUUCUCAGUAAACAGCAAGCUCAUGUCAACUUUGCAGGAAUCCCUCCACCCCCAAUUAAUUCUUACGGACAAGACGGAAGCUGGAAUAACUCCCCGACUUCAGCUCAAAUGAUGUUUUCCAUUCCUGUAACCCAAUCAACCUCAGCUUCUGGUCUUCAGCAACCAACUAAGCCAACUGAUCGCCUUGACACCUACAAACAACCACCUAUUGUCCGCGCAGCCACUACAGCCACUCCCUCAGCCAGUGCAACUGUUCACACAAUCGUCUCCCAAUCCCCCCUGGCUGGACACUACACCACGAGUCUCGUGGAACGUACCAGAAAUCUCAAAAUCUGGCUCAAUCAAGCCAAAAGUGAACACGAAAUGCUAGCUGGAAAAGCAUCAGCUGAUCUCUAAACGAAUCUCAUAUUUCUAAAUAUCUCCUUUUCUCGAACAAUCUCUGGGAAUCCAUCACAAAGCGUCAAAGGGAUAAAAACAAUUGGACUGAUGAUAAAUGUGAGCGAAAAAUAAAGACUGAAAAAAAAUGGGAGUAAUAUUUCUCAGAUGAUGUAACUUGGUGGAUUCCCAGACAAUCUCUCACUUUCAAAUUGCUCCUUGAGAGCAAAAAUAAUAUUAGUGUUACUAUCAGUGAGAGAUCUUAAUAAUAUAUAUAUUUAUCGAAUAAUUUCGCUACUGUUUUAACCCAGAUAUAUUAUAUAUAUAUUUUUUCCCUUGCAUUCGUUUAUUUGUUAGAAUGCAAGAGGGAAAAUGAUUGCACAACACUCAAUAUAUACUUACAUAAAUUAUAUACAUUUUACCUAGGCACAUCUCAUUGCAAUGGUAAUUCGGAAGAUUUAUAUACUUCAUUAUAACUGUGACACUGAAUAAUCCCUUCAAAAUCAAAAAAUGUAUCGGAAUGGAAAGUACUGAUAAAUGUAUUUAAAAAAAAAAGCUCAUAAGGAUUUUACGACCUCUGAUAAAUGUUUGAAAUUGAAAGAAAUUUAUUGUGAUCCCGAAAAGUUGUGUAAGUUAAAAUAAAGGAAAAUCGUUAACUGCAUAUUGUCGUAUAUACACACUGAGUCAAGAAUACCAAAGCUUUCAGAAAAUGAUUGAUAAAAUCAAUCUAUACAUUAAGAAGAUUAAAAGACAUCUUGAAUAUCACUUGAACUAAAAAGCUCAAAGAAUAUUUUUAUAUUAUAAGAAUAUUUUUCACUGCCUUAAUGACCUCUACACACUAGAAAAGUUUUUGUCCAUAUUUGACAAUUUUUCCUACAUAAUCGUAGGCAAUUUGCUUCAAUAUGGACAUAAAUUUCUCCAGUGUGUAGAGGCCAUUACCAUUUCAAAUAAUUUUUGAAGAAAUCUUUCAAUGUAUAUGGCCGCUAUCUACUCUGAGAGAAAUAAGUUUUGUUAAGUAUACAAAUUUGUCCACUUAAGACAAGUUUGUCAAGAGAAUGUUGUUUACCAAAUUGAAAACACUUUAAGGCAUCAACAUAUAGGGAGAAAUUUUUGUCAAAAUUGCACUUUUGAGUGAUUUUUGGCGUUCCUACUUGCAAUUCGAAGCAAUUUUCGUCAAAAUAAAACUUUUUUUAGCAAAAUUUUGACGUUUCCACCUACAGCAGGUCAGAUGAUAUCCUUAAAAAGUAAUUUCUAAUGAAAAUUGCUUCCAAUAAUGUAGAGGCCUUUACAGAAAUGCCGAAAAUUUUCUACAAAAAUUAAUUUUUGAGAAAAAUUGCUCUCAAAUGUAUUGAGACCUUUACAUGGAAAAACACCCUUUUGGCAAACUUUUAACAAGAUCCAGUUGGCCUCCGAUUUGGCAUCACUUUUUCAUAUUCUGUAUAGGCCUCUACACACUAGGAGCAAUUUCUUUAAAAAAAUCUCAUAUCCUUGUAAGCAGAAACGUCACAAUUUAAAAAAAAGGCCAUUUUUGACGAAAAUUGCUUCUAGUGUGUAGACACCAUAUGGCAGAAUAUACUUUUGACAAACUUUUCUUUUUUCAGAUAUUUUGAUGGUUUUUUUUCUAAAAAUAACGUCAACAACUUGCUUCAAUAUGUCAAAUUAUUCACAUAAAGUAUUUGAAGUAUGUAAAAGCCAUUUCGAACUCUAUGCAUAUUGUGAGGAAUUUUCGUCAAAAUGGAGCAAUUUGAAGUAAAUAACUUCAAAAUGCACUAUUUUGACGAAAAUUUCUCUCAAAUGUGUAAAAAAUCUAAUUUGUAAACAUUAUACAGUAGACUAUCGCUAAUUCGGCUCUUUUAAGAUCGGGCUGCUUUUUAACCCUUUAAGGACGAUUGGAACACCGGUGUCCCAUAAAGAAAAUAAAUUUUCCUGACCACCUGAAGUUAUUUUUUCCUUAUGUUUGUACGUAAUCGCAAAGUAGAAGGUUGAAGGAAUCUAGGAUAUUUUUUGAAAAUCUCCACCUAUUUGUUAUAUAGUAAAUUGUUAAGCUCAAAAAUGUCAAAUUUUUAAAUUUUCAUAAUGAAAAUUAAUUUCAAAUAUUUUUUAUACUUACAAUUUUUUUUAAGCAAAACCGUUUUGGGAAAAGAAACUACAAUACUCAAACAUAAUAUUUUAAAUUAGAUUAAAAAUUAUCAUUCAUUAGUAUUGUCAGAAAAAUUACUUAAUUUUUUUUGGAUAUUUUUGUGCCUAUCGUUCGUAGAGUCAAGAAAUACAUCAAAUCAGACUCUGUUGGCUUUUCGAAGCCCAGAUAUAAGAUCUUUUACUGAUUUUGUUCACUGGUUUCAUUUUUAUUGCUGAUUUUCGGUCCGCGAAAACUGUCUCGUCGUUAAAGGGUUAAUUCGAGCAGCAGUUAAAUUCGAAAGUAGUUUGUUGAGUUGACAUUUUUCAAGUUUGAUUAUGAUUAUCGAAUAAAGCAAAUAUCCUUAAAAUUUACCAAGGUUUGUCUUAGUUUUGAUGAGAUUUUGCAUUAUUAAGUGGAUUUAUGUAAUUUAUAGUAGCAAUGAGUAUAAACUCAAUAUGAGUAUGCAAAUGAACAAAAAAUCGUUACAUUUCAAACAACUUGACGCCCGAAUUUCUCUCUAAUUCGGUUGACAUUUCGGUCCCAAAUGCCCGAAUU
Phlebotomus papatasi is the source of this 6913-nucleotide messenger RNA. RefSeq names its product centrosomal protein of 164 kDa (gene Cep164). The record is from RefSeq and is a predicted model, not a curated record. Gene Ontology annotation, molecular function: protein binding. Bases 610 to 4260 code for a protein of 1216 amino acids. The transcript is spliced from 5 exons. Lineage: Eukaryota; Metazoa; Arthropoda; Insecta; Diptera; Psychodidae.